GUUUAUAUCCACGAGGUUCGUGAGUUGGUAGCACCGCUAUUUACACAUUCAGCCGACUCAGUGGUUUUGAAACUUGGUUAAAUGGGAUGGUAAGAAAGUUUCACUUUCCAAAGAGAACUUUGAGUUCAGCUUCAGCUCUGCUUGAGUACAAUGGUCCCCUAUGUCGUUCAUAGCGUGUGCCUUAUUUGUUAUUAUGGAUGUGAAUAACAGUAAAUGACAUAAGUAAUUUGAAGUUUCAUUCUCUAGUAGGAGAGAUAAGAACAAUUCAACCUGCCACUUACCAAUUUUGCUCAUCUGACAACCUUUAUCAUGGAGCCCCACAAGUAUGAGGUUCCCAUUUGGCCCUCGGAUCUUGGCGGACGAGCCCGACGAAUGGCCCUAAUAUCGUGCGAUCCCCGGUGGUACCUGUGGAUGCAGGACGUUGAUAAACAGGGAAUCGCUUCAGUCUGCAGGGACCUUUUGCUUCUUCACCAAAAUGGAGAUCUUGAACUUAUCAAAGGGACCACUUUGCCCCCCAAUGGUACUUACGUUACUGCUCUCCAUGGAGGGAGGAUGAUCCGAGGUAGGGUGUGUCCCUCACAAGUGAUAUUAGAAAGCCAAAAGUCAAAACAGAAAAUGGUUUCUGUGAUAGAUGUUGAUGAAGGAAAAAUAGUGCAAUUGCCACUAAACCAAUUACGUUUCCUUCCUAAAGAAAUGAUGGCUCUUGCUUGUCAAGCAGUACGAUGUGAUAUUGGAAUGGACUGUAUUGAGCAAUUUGAGUGGCCACCUCACAUAAGUAAUAUGCUUCUCAAAGCUUUGGGGAAUGCUAUGCUAUUUGUUGAAAAUAUUUCAACCCGGCCAGGAUCAAUUCCAACCAUUAGUGGCAAGAUAACAUUAUGCAAUCCUUCUACAGGGGAGUCUAUUAGUAUUCAGAGGUUCCUGUUGGAAAUUUUUUCUGUCCAUCUUGAUCUGUGCUCUCUGGAAAAGUUUAAACCAUUCCCAGUGGGAAUGGCUGCUAAUAUUGUGCCCCAAAACUUGGGACUACACCAACAACCAAGAUUUGGAAUGAAUAUUCAGGGCCUGCCUGCAAAUACUAUACCAGUGCCCUACCACUCUCCAGUCAUGCCUCUGACUCUGACUGCCCCUCCAAAUGUGCCUUCAAACAAUCCUCAGAAUUUCCCUAACUUUUUUCAAGGUCCGCCAGCCUUUAUGCCCCCUCUAUCACCAAAUGUGAUGCAAAAUAAUAUUCAUCCAUAUGUACGUCCCUUCUCUAGUUGUACUUCUGUCAGUGAAACAAGCUCACUAGCUUAUCAGGGCACACCACCACCACUACAACCACUGGCAGACAGGGGCAGCAGGCCAGAAUUCAGUGAUGGAAGAUAUGAGCCCAAGUUAAGCUCCUCCCUUUCAUCUCUUAGUUCUCUGGUCAUGUCAGAAUCUGAAUAUGACUCUGCUGAAUGCACUCAUAGCACAGUUGGUGUUGAACUUCAUAGUUUUUCAUCAAAAUCGUCAUCAGGGGACCAGAACAGCAAGGUGAAGGCAGCUAUAAACAACCAAGCAAGACCAUCCCAACAGAAUAAAAAACAGUCGGUGAUUUCAGACAAAGUGGUUUCUCUGAAUGAUUCUACGAGUUCAGAUUCACUUGAGAUUAAUCUGAAAGUACCAUCUUCAUCAUCAUCAUCCCCUGGGAAAGAAG
Molecule: messenger RNA, 1675 nt
Organism: Frankliniella occidentalis (western flower thrips)
Lineage: Eukaryota; Metazoa; Arthropoda; Insecta; Thysanoptera; Thripidae
Exons: 7
Source: RefSeq, a predicted model, not a curated record